AUGCCUAUCCACUAUCUGAUUCUCCUUUCGCGCCAAGGCAAAGUGCGUUUGGCAAAAUGGUUCACUACCCUUUCACCUAAAGAGAAAGCCAAGAUUGUGAAAGAUGUCUCUCAACUUGUGCUGUCGCGACGCACUCGCAUGUGCAACUUUUUGGAAUACAAAGACCAGAAGGUAGUCUACCGUCGCUAUGCCUCCCUAUUCUUCAUCGCCGGUUGCUCAGCCACCGACAACGAAUUGAUCAGCCUCGAAAUCGUGCACCGCUACGUCGAGCAAAUGGACAAAUACUACGGCAACGUCUGCGAAUUGGACAUUAUAUUCAACUUUCAAAAGGCAUACUUCAUCCUGGAUGAACUAUUACUCGCUGGAGAAAUGCAAGAGAGCAGCAAGAAGAAUGUCUUGAGAUGUAUUAGCCAGCAAGACAGUCUGGAAGAUAUGGAGGUCGAGGAGGAUAAUGUGACGAAAAUCAUGUAA
Molecule: messenger RNA, 471 nt
Organism: Talaromyces marneffei
Lineage: Eukaryota; Fungi; Ascomycota; Eurotiomycetes; Eurotiales; Trichocomaceae
Exons: 5
Coding region: 1-471 (156 amino acids)
Biological process (GO): vesicle-mediated transport; protein transport
Cellular component (GO): AP-1 adaptor complex; intracellular membrane-bounded organelle
Molecular function (GO): clathrin-cargo adaptor activity
Source: RefSeq, a predicted model, not a curated record